Molecule: messenger RNA, 981 nt
Organism: Sorex araneus (European shrew)
Lineage: Eukaryota; Metazoa; Chordata; Mammalia; Eulipotyphla; Soricidae
Product: olfactory receptor 51G1-like
Exons: 1
Coding region: 1-981 (326 amino acids)
Biological process (GO): G protein-coupled receptor signaling pathway
Cellular component (GO): membrane
Molecular function (GO): olfactory receptor activity; G protein-coupled receptor activity
Source: RefSeq, a predicted model, not a curated record
AUGACUUCAUUGGACAAUCUCCGUGAAGGCUUUAAUUCAAGUAUUGGAUCACCUGUUUCAUUCUUCCUCUCUGGGAUUCCUGGCUAUGAGAAUUUUAAUCUACUCAUUUCCAUCCCUUUUUGUAUGCUAUACCUGAUUGGAAUUGUGGGCAAUUGCACUAUUUUGCAUGUCAUCCGCACAGACAAGAGUCUCCAUGAGCCCAUGUAUUACUUCCUGUCCAUGCUGUCUCUCACUGACAUAGGCAUGUCUUUCUCUACCUUACCCACGGUUCUGAGAGUCUUUUGGUUUGAUGCUAGGGAGAUUGGAAUCAAUACCUGUAUAGUUCAGAUGUAUUUUAUUCACACUUUUUCGCUGAUGGAGACAGCUGUGCUCCUCGUCAUGGCAUUUGAUCAGUAUGUUGCCAUUUGUGACCCUUUGAGAUAUUCCAGCAAACUCACUCCAAAGCGCAUUAUCUGCAUGGGGGCAAUCACUGUAAUCAGAUGCUCUAUUGUCAACCCUGUCAUUAUUGCUCGUAUUCCUACAUUUACCUAUUGUCGUUCCCAUGUUCUCUCCCACUCUUUCUGUUUGCACCAAGAUGUCAUCCACUUGGCCUGUUCUGAUAUUUCUUUCAAUAUUUACUUUGGCUUGUUUAUUAUUGUUUCUUACUGGGGUUUAGAUUUUCUAGGAAUCGUUAUAUCUUAUGCUUUUAUCCUCCACUCUGUGUUGGGCAUUGCAUCUGAGGGAGGCAAGCUCAAAGCCCUUAACACAUGUGUUUCUCACAUUUGUGCUGUGCUCAUUCUAUAUGUACCAAUGAUAGGGCUAUCUCUAGUACAUCGCUAUGCAAAACAUUCCUCCCCCAUCAUUCACAUAACUAUGGCCAACAUUUACCUGCUUGUCCCACCUGUACUAAACCCAAUUAUUUAUAGCAUCAAGACAAAGCAGAUACGACAAAGGAUCUUAAGGAUAUUAACAGGUGAAAAAAUGGGGCAAAAUCAGACUUAG